ACCUUCCAUAUACACACAUUGACACUACGCAAUUGACAAUUGGUUACAGUGAGUGUGGGAGGAGAGUCACAACUCACAACAACCAGUCCUUGCUUUGCAUCGUGUGAGUUUGGGAGAGGAAGGAAGCUACUCGAAAAGUGAUUCCUUCCUCGGCGAAAAAAAACCAAACCAUUCCUUUAUAACCAUAAAGUGCCUUCUUUUUUCUUCACCACCACUCCAUUACUCUCUUCACACUCCACACACACACACAUACAUACCUCUACCUUGUGUUUGAGAUUGAGGAAUAUAAGAAAAUGAAAAUGGGUAAAGGGAUGAUUUUUAUUGUUGCUCUGGUGGCCAUUUGCCUUGGUGGGAAAUGGGUGGAAGCGCAGGUGCACCAUGUGGUCGGAGCAGACCGUGGUUGGGAUCAAACCUCAGACCUCGUUUCCUGGGCUGCAGGCAGGGUCUUCAGGGUUGGAGACCAAAUUUGGCUUACCUACUCCGUGACUCAGGGAUUAGUCGCAGAGCUGAAAAGCAAAGAGGAAUAUGAGGCAUGUGAUGUGAGCAACCCCAUCAAGAUGUACACAGAGGGUUUGCAUACUAUCCCACUUGAGAGUGAAGGAAUGAGGUAUUUUGUGAGCAGUGAACCAGAGAAUUGCAAAAAUGGUCUCAAGCUACAUAUUGAGGUUCUGCCCAAGGCUGAUGAACGCAUCAUAGAGUCUUCUACCCUAACAGAUGAGGCUGUGGCGCCCACCACUCCUUCUGGUUCAGCACGUUAUGGGCACAACACUAUGUUAAUGCUCACGGUUAUAUUGUUUGUCGUCAUAGGCCUUGCUUACUGACACCUGUCCCAAGCCUAUAUGCGAGAACAAUUGGCUCUAUAUAUGUAUCUAAGACACUAUUUUGGGAUUUGGGACCUUGCUAUGUGCUUCUAGUUUAAGAAGGAUAUUUUUAUAAGACACUAUUUCAGGAAUUUUUUAUGUCUCUAUUUUUCUCUUAAGAAGGAUAUUUUUUUUGUCUUGUAUUUA
Molecule: messenger RNA, 1007 nt
Organism: Glycine soja
Lineage: Eukaryota; Viridiplantae; Streptophyta; Magnoliopsida; Fabales; Fabaceae
Product: uclacyanin 1-like
Exons: 2
Coding region: 294-821 (175 amino acids)
Cellular component (GO): plasma membrane
Molecular function (GO): electron transfer activity
Source: RefSeq, a predicted model, not a curated record